AUGCCUUCGGAAGAGGCCAAAAGUCUGACACGGAUACUAAACACUCUAGGCCUUUCGACGGCCCAAUUGGCUAUAGAACGCGACAAAACACCACCGAUUGGCCCAGCUUUGUCCCUAGAGCCGCAAACAUCAGCAGUCUGCGUCCCAUCUAACAAUAUCAUACUACCUCCAGAUCAACUUCCCCUAGGCUUUUCACUACCUUUCGACCCGUCUUCCUUCAACUUAGGCAAUGACGCGACAGUCGGGCUCGCACCACCGGUCCAAGACGGUUUGUUGAACUUAACAACGAGAGCGAUUGCCGACUGGGAAUGGAGCCCUUCUGAAAAUGCCGAUAACAUCAUCACAAAUGGUGGUGGCAUCGCCAGCGUCCAGACCCCCAGCGAUCCUCUGUUGAGCACGUACUCCGGAGAGGCUGCUUUGAGCGACACUGAAGAGGACGAUGCCGGCUCAGGCACAACGGAAGAGGACCUAGUCAACCAGUUAUCUGAUAGACUAGGGUCUCUCCAAAUUGGUCCCAAUGGAAAAAUCUCCUAUUUCGGACCAACAUCUAACUUCAGCUUGAUGGAACUACCUGUGGGAGCCGAUACUUUGGCUGUGGAUCGAACCGUGCGCAACGAUGGCCAAGAACACCUCGACAACAUGGGCUACGGCAAACAGGUACCGCAAGAUCUCGAAGAUCAUCUGAUCAACCUUUACUUCACAUGGCAGGACCCCUUUCAGCAUGUAGUCGACAGGACUCUCUACGACGAAGCGAAGCAUAGUUGGCACGAGCGAGAGGAAGACACACCAUAUUAUUCCGAGGCACUUAGAAAUGCAAUGUGUUCGUUAGGGGCUACCUUCGAAACACGAUAUCACCCGAGCUUUAUAACCUUCCCAAAGUCUCUUCCGGAUUUCUUCGCCGCAAGAGCCAAGACUCUUUUAGAGAUCGAACUAGACUCGCCUUCCGUCUCUACGGUACAAGCAAUGAUUGUUCUUAGUAGCCAUGAGAUAGGCGCGAAUAGGGACUCUCGCGCAAUGGCAAUUCGGCUCGCGUUUGAUUUGGCAUUACACAAGGAUAUGACACCGUACGUAAACAAGGGUGUUCUUAAACCCGCUGAAGCAGAGCUUCGUCGCGCUGUAUUCUGGAGCGCAUACACAAUGGAUCAGACGCUCGGAUUUUACAGAGGUCGGCCUUUUCGUAUCAGCAUGGAUGAUAUCACAGUUGGGAAACCAACAGAAGACUCAUCAGAUGGGCGGAUCGAGCAAUGGCUUCCUUACGUUUCGCGCCUUAGCAACGGCAACGCCCCAGUACCCAUCCAGGAUUACACUGAGGUCAUCAGUCUAUACCGCAUAGAGUUGUGCGAAAUCAUGGCGCCUCUUGGUCACACACUAUACGGCAACUCUCGGAUUCCGCGGGAUAUAUUGCAGGCCAACAACGAGAAGAUUGUUUCGAUAUUAUUUGCUUGGAAGCAGAACCUGCCACGUACGAUACAAGUCGAUCUAGAAGACUCAGAGGGAACAUUCCUUCCUCAUGUUCUUCUGUUACAGCCGUGGAUGUCGUCGAGCUACAUUCAACCACAACCACCUCAAGGUCCCGGCUACAUGCACGCGCAACAAAUGUGCAUCGAGUCAGCAGCCUCAGUGGCAAAGCUGAUCCUGAUUUACGAACGCCAAUACUCCCUCAAGCGAGUUCAUAUCCAAGGCGUGGCCAUCAUCUUCUCUGCAGCCAUCAUACUCAUCUUCGCAUCUAUAUCCCGCCGCAGACGGAAGAGGACCACAGAGACGGCGACACACUUGAGCGUAUGCUUCCGGGCUUUGGAGGAGCUUUCAGGCACUUGGGAGUGCGCCAAGCGGUCUCGGGAUUUUCUUCUCAUGCUGCAACGUAAGUGGGAGUUGCGCUCUCGCCGGCUGAGUCAAUGUCCGUCACGUAACGCCAUGCUACCGUCCGGCCUCGGCACCCUACGGCAGAGCGAGCAGGCGUCUCGGAAACGAGCGCGUACCGACAGUCCGGCCGGGUCGAAGAGCAUAGGCAGUUUUCAGAGCAUAUCUCCUGUUCAUCAAGGGGAGCAGCGAGAAUACCACGAGGGCAUUGAUAUGGACAUGAGAUUGGAUCUUGACUGGGUGUUUGCCGCGGGAACACAGCCCAUGCCAGGCAAUUGGGACCAAUUGCUGAAUACGGAUACGCUCUAUUUCAAUCCAAACAGAACAGGUCACUCAUGCAAGAUCACAAUGUCGUUUUCAGAUGAUCGGCUCUGUCGCAACUGCACCAAGCUAAAUCUUCAGGCAGUCUUCGACCCGGCUCGUUUCGACGGUCUUCCGGCCGUUGGCUCGGCUCAGAGUUACAAGACCAGCUGGACCAAAUACAUCCAGCAUGUUGGAGACUGGAGACCACUCACCCGAGAGGAUAGGAUCAGUCAAUACCCCCCAGGCAUAAUCCCAAGUUGCCCGUUCUGUGAUUUGGUCUUCUCCAUCGGCUUCAACCUGAACCGCUAUCCGAUGGCCGAGAAGGAGAAGAUCAUGUUAGCGAUCCCCGCCAAUCUGCUCUACAAUUUUGCUGAGAAGGCGAAGCUUGGAGAUGGCGGGGAACGUCCAGACUUCAACUCCGUACUCCUUCUCGUCAUGAAUCCCUCACACUACAAGACAGCAUCCGCUCAGUACUUUGGCAAUACCAGUGCUGGUGGCGGCUUGACAGCGUGGAUCCGUUUCGCCCAUCGAGAGGCGCCAGGAAGUCUGGUCUCUCUUGCAUCCACUGCUAUCUUGGAGCCCACUCGACCUCUUCUGGACCUUCCGAUGCAAGCUAGAGUCUUGCGCGAGGAGAGAAUCGACUACGGCCUCGUUCGAUCGUGGAUACACUUAUGCGAGAAUCAUCACGAUGCAUGUCGUACCAGCCCAGACUGGCAAACUCUCCCUCAUUUCAAGCUCAUAGACUGCGAGACCCGUCAAAUCAUCAACACAAACCCAGCCACUAGGUAUCGCUACGUAGCGUUGAGCUACGUUUGGGGAGUCGCGCCUCCAGCCAAGUACACAUACCCGUGUCUGCCGGACGACCUUCCGCCAGUCAUUCAAGACGCCAUGAGGGCCACCAUCAAGCUCGGCUUCCGCUACAUCUGGAUUGACAGAUACUGCAUCUGGCAAGACGACGCAACUCACAAGAUGAGUCAGGUGGAGAGGAUGGACCAGAUCUACGGCGACGCAGAACUCAGCAUCAUCGCCAUCGGCGCCAAAGACCCGAGCUACGGGCUGCCGGGCUUGUCUCUCGGCCGAACGCAACACGUUCCAAUCACCAAAACAAUCGGCGAGCAAGGAAUCGUGACAAAUUUCAGCCACCAGUGGCAACUAGACCAGAUCUCCCGAUCAAGGUGGUCCACGCGGGGGUGGACGUUCCAAGAGACGUGUCUGUCGAGGAGAAGACUCUACUUUUCCAACUAUGAGGUCUCGUUUGAGUGCCACGAUAUGAUGUGCUUUGAACACCUCACGCGUCCUCUUGCUUUGCAGGGGAAUCUGGAGCACCACGAGAGGCCCGAGUGGACUCUCCUCAACACCCCAGACGGUGUCUGGGCUAUACUACAAAAGUAUUGCGAUUGCCAGCUGACAUACUCAAGCGACAGACUCGCUGCUGUAUCUGGAGUGUUGAAGAAAUGGUCACGAGUCAAUCCAGGAUGCUUUUCGUACUGGGGCAUCCCGAUAGUCGCCUCCGGCUGGCUGGUAGUAGACGCCACUGCUUCGAGACGCGCCUUUCUCGCUGGACUCCAAUGGGAGAUUCGGCCUGAAGGAAAGAACUAUGCUAGGUUGGCAGGUUUUCCCAGCUGGUCGUGGGUAUCCCAGAAUGGGAAGACGUUGUUUGGUCACCACGGCUACUUCCAUCUGAGGCCUCCCAAGUUAGUGGAACUUACAGAAAACUUUGACUCAGAGGUUUGGGUGGAAACGCCUCAAGGAAACAUGGUUGAAUGGGCCGACUUCUUUGAGACUGGUGGUCUUGAUUCGUCAAUCAUGCAAUGUACCAGGUAUCUUCACAUCGAAUGCUGGUCAUUUCAGACCGGGCCCCUCUGCUAUCGGAAGAUCAAACGGCGUUCAGGCACCUCGCACGACGACAUGUUCUAUCUCCCAACAACACGCAAACCCUCUGAUGGAAAAGGAGAGUUUGUUAUCAAGUUCACCCCAGACUUCGGAUACGAAGAUACCUUCCUCGACCGAAAACUUACGGCAAUAUGCUUCUCGCCUCUGGAGCACGCAACGUGCGCUAUAGUUAUUGAGUCUGUCCCUGGCCUCACGGUGCGAACAGGGUUACUAGCAUUCAUGAGGAUCGAAGAUUUGGGUUCACACGAAUCGCAAAGUGCUGAGAAUCUGCCUUUUGCUGGGCUUCCAUUCGUUCAGCAGAGGCGUCGUUUCCGGUUGGGAUAA
This is a messenger RNA of Colletotrichum abscissum, 4380 nucleotides long. RefSeq lists its product as uncharacterized. Lineage: Eukaryota; Fungi; Ascomycota; Sordariomycetes; Glomerellales; Glomerellaceae. The transcript has 7 exons. Gene Ontology annotation, biological process: DNA-templated transcription. Bases 1 to 4380 code for a protein of 1459 amino acids. The record is from RefSeq and is a predicted model, not a curated record. Gene Ontology annotation, molecular function: zinc ion binding; DNA binding.